AUGUGUCUCCUCCUGGGGGCCACCGGGGUGGGGAAGUCGCUGUUGGUGAAACGCCUGCAGAAGUUGAGUUCCCGGGAUGGGAAGGGCGACCUGGGCGAUCCGCCCCCAACGCGGCCCACGGUGGGUACCAAUUUAACGGACAUUGUGGCUCAAAAAAAGAUCACCAUCCGAGAGCUGGGGGGCUGCAUGGGCCCCAUCUGGUCCAGUUACUAUGGAAACUGUCAUUCUCUCCUGUUCAUGGUGGAUGCCUCUAACCCCACCCAGCUCUCGGCAUCCUGUGUGCAGCUCCUGGGUCUCCUAUCGGCAGAAGAACUUGCAAAUGCAUCAGUUCUGAUUCUCUUCAAUAAAAUUGACCUGCCCUGUUACAUGACCAUAGAAGAGAUGAAGUCAUUAAUCAGGCUCCCGGACCUCAUUGCUUGCGCCAAGCAGAACAUCACCACCUUAGAAAUCAGUGCCUGGAAAGGCACUGGCUUGUCAGACGUGCUGCGCUGGCUCCAGGACACCCACAGAACCAAUGGUUGACUGCAGGGUGGAGAAGCAUGGCCAGCCUGCUCUGUGACAAGAAGGCAGAGGCGGUACUGCUUGGCCAUCGGCUGUCUGUUGCUUUUUAUAAAAGCAGGCUAAGCGCUGGAAGACGGGGUUCUGUGCUGAGUUGCAGUGAUGGAUAAACUGUCACCCAGGUUACAGAAACUCCUGAUAUCUGCCCUCUGGCUCCAGGAUUGGGAGAGGAGGACAGGCCUGCCAGGUGGCUUGUGUCCUGUACCAUCCUGGGAUGGUUUUAGGGGAAUUGUUCCCCUCUCCCCAGGAGAUCUGCUUUCCAACCUGUAAAGUUUCUGGUACCUUAACGGUGGGAUACCCCACAGACAGCGUCAGGUACAUGAGUCAGUGUGGUAGGAAAAACCAGGCUUUGGGUUAGAAACAGUAAACCUUUACUACCCAGAGGUGCCUCCGUGGUCAGGGAUCCUGCAGGUAGGCCAGGGUGGAGAAAGGCUCUCAUGGAGUAUGGGAGGUGCUGGUGAGCUCAUGGCCAGACCCUCAGGCCACAGUUCCCCCAUGGCCCGCUGUGUUCUCAGCUACGAGAGCUUGCAGGAAACACCUACAUCUAUUGCUGGUGCAUUUGUGUCCUAGGGCCCCUGUAAUGAAUCACCAUAAACGGUGGCUUGUAGCAACAUAAACUUAACAGUCAUAGGACUGGAAGCCAGAAGUCUGAAACUGAGGUAUCAGCAGGGGUGAUCCUUUUGGAGACUCCAACGGAGAAUCCAUUCCUUGCUGUGGUUGCUGCAUGGUGUCCUUGGCUUGUGGCUUGCAGGACUUGAAUCCCUGACUCUUGUCUUUUUUUUUUUUUGGUUGUGCUGGGUCUUUGUUGGUGCCUGAGGGCUUUCUCUAGUUGCAGAGAGCUGGGGCUACUCUGCCUUGCAGCACAUGGGCUUCCGGUUGCGGGCUUCCCUGGUGGCUCAGACGGUAAAGAAUCUGCCUGUAAUACAGGAGACUCGGGCUCAAUCCCCGAGUUGGGAAGAUCCCCUGGAGAAGGGAAUGGCAACCCACUCCAGUAUUCUUCCCUAGAGAAUUACAUGGACAGAGGAGCCCGGGGGCUACAGUCCAUCGGGUGCAAAGAGUUGGACACGACUGAGUGACUAUUACUUGACUUUUCUCUUGUUGUGGAGCACGGGGUCUAGGGUGCAGGUUUCUAGGGCAUAGUUGUUGCACUCAGGCUUAGUUGCUCCACAGCAUGUGGCAUCUUCCCAGACCAGGGAUUGAAUCCAUGUUCCCCACACAGGCAGGCAGAGCCUUACCCACUGUACCACCAGGGACAUUCUCUGCCUCUGUCUUCACAUGAUCUUUUCUUCUUAUGAGGACGAAACAGUGGUAAAGAAUCAGACUGCCAAUGCAGGAAUUGCAAGAGACACAGGUUUGAUCCCUGGGUCAGGACGAUCCCCUGGAGUAGGAAAUGGCAACCCACUCCAGUAUUGUUGCCUGGGAAAGUCUAUGGACAGAGGAGGCUGGCAGGAUACAGCCCAUGGGGUCGCAAAGAGUCAACACAACUGAGCAGCUGAGCACAAACAAGGGCCCACCUUAAUCCAGAUUGAGCUCAUCUCAAAAUCCACAGUCACAUGUACAAAGAUUGUUUUUCCAAAUCAGGUCCUCUGUGUAGGUUCUGGAGGUUACAACUUGGGCAUACCUUUGGGGCUGCUAUUAAACCUGCUGCAGUCUGGUAAGAAAUCCUCUGCUUCUGAGUGUGGUUGUGAGUUUCCUACAAUACCUUCCCCUGUCUCAGCUGGUGGUCUAGCUCACUGGGUUCCAAGGGCCUUUGGAAGGCCUGCAUGGCCUCCUUUAGCCUUGUGGGGACCCAGGGCUCCAACACCCUGGGGUUUCUCUAGGGCAAGAACAGUUCACACUGGCCUGCCUUGGCCACCCCUUUGGUUGUGCUUUGGCCUCACCCACUCUGAUCCCAGGGCCAGAUGUCCAGGCCCAGAGGGGCCAGGCAGGGGUCUCACUACACACUCCAGAAGAGUGGGCUGAGGGGUCUGGGCUCCAAGUUGACCUACAUCCUCAGCCUGCUUCAGUUUCCCCAAUUGCUCUGAGAAACAGCUCUCAGAUGGAGUAAAUACACUCUGUGAAGAGGCCCUGGGGUUGGGCAAGCCAUCCUGAAGAAUCUUAAAGACAGCCUUCCCGAGACUUGGAGGAGAGAAUAGCUGGUUUUUGGAGGGAGCCACUGGCUGGCUGGGUCGGUCUAAGGCCGUCGAAGAGUGCUUUGCAGUGUUUGUAACGCCUGAACAUGGCCGCGGUAGAGGUUUGGAGCCCCACUGGGGACCAUCUGUGACUGUGACCCAGGAAAGCAUGCUGGCUGUGCAGAACGCAUCUUCCCUUCUGAGAUGGAGCAAGGUUCUGAGCUGUUCUGCUGUCUGGAACCUGAGAAUCUGGUGAGGGGCUGGUCAUUCUCCCUGGACAAUGUGCCACCUGUGCACACUCCCCACUCGCCCAGAUUGCAGGGUGAGCUUCUGAAUGCUGCGGUCCCACUAGGCCCCGACACCACCCCAAGGUUGGCCAUCGGAGGAGCCCAUCCAUUCUGUGUUCUCCCCACUCUGCUUUCUCAGAAUCACCUACAGAACUCGUCGACACAAUGGACCCUGGACCCCCAGAGUCCAUGUGGAUGCCACAGGGCUCCCUGAAGUCAGUACUGAGUUCUCAAAAGUGCUGAUGCUGCCCUCUGGUGUCCUCAUUC
Budorcas taxicolor (takin) is the source of this 3223-nucleotide messenger RNA. It is a transcript of the gene ARL16, whose product is annotated as ADP ribosylation factor like GTPase 16. The coding region runs from base 1 to 522 and encodes 173 amino acids. NCBI's taxonomy places the organism in Eukaryota, Metazoa, Chordata, Mammalia, Artiodactyla, Bovidae. The transcript is spliced from 5 exons. Gene Ontology annotation, molecular function: GTP binding; GTPase activity. The record is from RefSeq and is a predicted model, not a curated record.